GCGCGCCCCGCCGCCCCCGCCCGCCUCCCCGCCGCCCCCGCCGCGGCCCCGGCGGCAUGAAGCUCACCGACAACGUGCUGCGGAGCUUCCGCGUGGCCAAGGUCUUCCGCGAGAACUCGGACAAGAUCAACUGCUUCGACUUCAGCCCCAACGGCGAGACCGUCAUCUCCAGCAGCGACGACGACUCCAUCGUGCUCUACGACUGCCAGGAGGGCAAACCCAAGAGGACUCUGUACAGCAAGAAGUAUGGAGUGGACCUCAUCAGAUACACGCACGCUGCCAACACGGUGGUCUACAGCUCCAACAAAAUAGAUGAUACAAUACGAUACCUGUCGCUGCACGACAACAAAUACAUCCGAUAUUUCCCGGGGCACACGAAAAGAGUGGUUGCUCUUUCAAUGUCUCCAGUGGAUGAUACUUUUAUUUCUGGAUCCCUCGAUAAAACUAUUCGACUUUGGGAUCUCCGCUCUCCAAACUGCCAGGGCCUAAUGCAUCUCCAGGGGAAGCCUGUGUGCUCUUUUGACCCAGAGGGACUGAUUUUUGCCGCUGGAGUCAAUUCUGAAAUGGURAAGCUUUAUGAUCUCCGCUCUUUUGACAAGGGUCCAUUUGCUACUUUUAAGAUGCAGUAUGACCGAACAUGCGAGUGGACAGGUUUGAAGUUCAGUAAUGAUGGCAAACUCAUCCUCAUAUCAACCAACGGAGGGUUCAUUCGACUGAUUGAUGCUUUCAAAGGAGCUGUCCUGCAUACGUUCGGGGGGUAUAACAACAGUAAGGCUGUCACGCUGGAGGCAUCCUUCACGCCAGACUCUCAGUUCAUCAUGAUAGGUUCAGAGGAUGGGAAGAUUCAUGUUUGGAAUGGGGAAAGCGGGAUGAAAGUGGCUGUGCUGGAUGGGAAACACACAGGUCCCAUAACCUGCCUGCAGUUCAACCCCAAAUUCAUGACUUUUGCUAGUGCAUGUUCCAAUAUGGCCUUUUGGUUGCCAACUAUUGAUGACUGAUUCCUACGCUGCAGCUGCUGCCAGGUGACAUCCCUAGCACUAACAGCAGCAUAUGCCUGCAAGGAUAAGUGUUGGAAUUGCUUAGCGCUCCUCGAUUGCUCCCACUCCUGUGUUAUGUUUCCAUAUGGCUUUCCUUUAUUUGCUGCAUUCCUCUGCAAGGACUCCUCCACUCAACCAUCUAGUAUGUUCAGAAGCAGCAUGCAACUUUUCCUUACCCUCCAGCCCAUUCCCACCUGAGGCUGGAACGGACAYGGUAAUUUUUUCUGAGCAAGGGAGUCCAGUUUAUUUAUAAAACGCUUGUGGCAGUUUAUAAUCUGUAAUUGUGUUCUCUUUUUCUUUCCUGUAAAUGUACAAUGUUGUUGAUGUUCCAAGGUUGAACAUGGAGGUUUUCCCCCUCACACAAGCACGUGUUCUGCCAUCAGGGAUCUUUGGUCUCAUUGUGGUCUACUGACACCAAGUUACUCCUGUGCCAAACAUGAACGCUGACUGUUUUUAACUCAAUCAGUAGAUGCUGGGUGCUUUUUGCAGCUGAACACGUGCUGAAAGUUUGUGAUUGUAAAUAAGCAUUACAUGGCCUGUUCAUCACUUUGUUGUUUUAGUGUGCAGCAAAAACAUCCAGGUUUUCUCCACUGCCAGAGCUUGAAGGAGCCUCCUUUGCUGUGGCAGCCUCUUCGAGGCACACGCGGUGCCGAGGAGGUCUGGUCAGUGCCCCAAGCAAUAAAGGAGCCUGACGGCAGCAAGAGGGAGAAACCAAGUGAAGAUUGAAACCAGUCUGCCCAUGUAUCUUCCUUAUGUAUCAUCUUGGCUGAUCUUACUUGUAAAUAUUGGCGGGGAGGAGGGAGGGUAGUGGGAAUGGGCCAUAUUUUUUUACUUUUAGAUAUUAAAGAAUAUGAUGUGGGCCAGUAUUGUGGGCUGUCUAGGCUGUUUACCUUCACCAAUGCAGUUGUCCCCUCCUGGAUUGUAAAUAAGCUCCAUUAAACCCGCUUUGGAGAGUUUAGAGCUGCCUCCCUCCCGUCGGUGGAAGCGGCGUGYCCUGUCGCGGGCUCUGCAGGCUCCCGGUGAGCAUUGGGGGAGCGACGCUUCUCCUGCCACGAGGAGCCUCCAGAAUUGAAUGCAAAAGCUGCCCCAUGUGCAGUCUGAGCCAGCUCCAAGUCAUCUCCCUUUGGGAGAUGAAGGAAACGCUUUCCUGCUCCAUGGGAGUUUGCUUGGGUAUGGUAUGAACCAGCUGGCAAGGCGGCYUUCAAGCCUGGCUCCUGAAGCACUGCUCCCAUCAGAGGCAUCUGGCAACAGGCUGGGCAAGGCUGGGGGUGAACGUGCUGUAUCCUUGUGUCCCUCCUUGGGCAAACACUCCUGGUUGGACUUGCCGGGUCAAGGUGCAAGGUGGGUGCUUUCCCUCACCUUGUCACAYGCACUUCCCCUCUCUUAUGCAAAAGAUUGGAAAGGUGACAAAACAAACGUGGAAAUGGGUGUGUUCUGUGUGCUCCGAGUAUCAGUCCAUACUCGGAACAGUCCCCUCCUGCUUUCCCUUAGGUCGCUGGCCUGGAUGUUCCACGUUAAGGCCAAGUUUCUCAGCUGUGGGGCCCUGUAUGUGAUGCAGCGCGUGCCUCCCUGGAGAAGUAAAUUAGCCUGUAGAGCAGCUUCCCGCUGUCUUGUUUCCCUUGCACUCUUACAGCACUUGUGGGAGCGUUUGGAGCUGAAGGACGAGUGUUUCCUCACGGCUGGUCCCUCUGGAGUCGUAGUGUGUGUCGAGCCGCCGCGGUCGCUUGUGACGGGCGCGCGGUGUCGUCUGCGGGACUGCUGAGCAUGAGGCGGCCCGCGGAGCCCUGUGCUUGGAUCUGGCCCUGUUCCUCUUGGGGCUUUGUGACCUCCCCCUGCCAGUGCCGCUCUCUGAUGGUGAGCGACAGUGUCGCUCUCUGAUGGUGGCGUGUGUGGUGUGUCAGUCUGCCAGAGGAGGGAAGAGCGGCCGGGCUGGCRAUGCCUGUGCUAUUGCCAAGCAGCUUCUGCUGCUGCAGUCGGAGGUUCCCCGGAGUCCCCAUCCCUGGUGUGCGUGUCCUGCCCUCGCCUCCRAAACGCCAGGGCAGAGGAGAGAGCRGUAGUUUGGUCCCCACCAAUGGCGAGGGCUCCCCAGCCAUUCCCGACCUCGCUCCUGCUGCAUCCCGGCUGCUGGCUGCUGUUCCUCCUCGUGUCUCUGAGCAGUGCUUCCUAGCACGCAGCUCCUUGGGGAUUGUGCRUUUUAACAGCUUGACCUUGGCCUUCAGUAGCAAACGGUCUUGCAACCUGGUCUGGUUGUGCCCAGUCCCUUCCCUAAGAAGUGAAGCGGCAGCCCCCGGCUGUGUUUUCCUUAACCUUCCCCAAGCAUUUGGGGCCCUUCUCUUUCUUAAAAACGUUCUUUGCUCAUGUUUUGCGCUGGCCUGAAGCSUCUUGUUCACUUCUCUUCUGCUUGCAGUGUUGUAAGUCUCUGUGCAUUGCAGCAUGAAAUGUUUUUUUUUCUCUUUAAUCCAAGUACUGAUCUAGAAGGACGCACAGAGUGAGAGCAUCGGUGGCUCUCUGGGGUGAAGAUAGAUUUACAGGUUCGUGCCCAAGGCAGCACCAACGUGCAGUUCAGGACUCGCCUGGGUGCUUUUCCAGGGCCUCUUGCCACCCAUGCAGUGGCCAGGAGCUCUUUUGGCUCACGUCAUGGUGAACGUCUCCCAUCCACCUGCAGAAGAUGGGAGUGUGCCGACUGUAGUUGGGAAAAUUCAGGACCACUUGGGUCUAUAAAAUUAAAUAGGACGGGAAGGUGAUUAAAGGUAUUAGCUUCCAACUCUUAUGUGCUUCUCUGGAAGUGUCAGGGCUGCAAUUUUUGUACUCUUAGGGUUGCCCAGAAGCAUCAAAACAUAAAAAAAUAGUCCUCGUGUAUCUGACAGCGCCCAGCCC
Molecule: messenger RNA, 3914 nt
Organism: Nothoprocta perdicaria
Lineage: Eukaryota; Metazoa; Chordata; Aves; Tinamiformes; Tinamidae
Gene: WDR82
Product: WD repeat domain 82
Exons: 9
Coding region: 57-998 (313 amino acids)
Cellular component (GO): Set1C/COMPASS complex
Molecular function (GO): chromatin binding; protein binding
Source: RefSeq, a predicted model, not a curated record